AUGUCACGCAGAAAACAGUCGCCGAUCGACAUUCAGGAUACCGUUGCGCGAACAGUGCAUUUGCCACCGCUCGUCUUUAUCGGCCACUGGAGAAACGAGGGCGAGGCUGUUUUAAUCAACGACGGUGAACACGCGACGAUCAAACUGAGUGGUGACCGAAUCCCGUCGAUUAUCAAGUGCGGCCCCUUGGGCGACGAAGAUUACGAAUUGCACGACGUCCAUUUCCACUGGGGCGAAGAGGAUUGUUGCGGCUCCGAGCACAGCCUCAACAGCACUUGGUUUUCCAUGGAAGCUCACGCGGUUCACUGGAAUCGAAAGUAUCGCGCGUUCGAGGAGUCGCUCAAGUACGAGGAUGGCCUUUGCAUUUUGACGUAUCUCUUUCAGGUGAAAGCGCCUUGCAACGCGGAAAGCUACGCACUGUCGGACGACGUCUACCAGCAACUCGACCAAAUCAUAGAGCCUGGCUCGGCAGCAAAAGUCCCGGCGAACUGCCUCUACUGGAUGCGCUCGGCGCUACAUAGCAAAUACUAUUACGUGUAUCAAGGCUCGUACAACGCAGCGUUCGACAAUCCCGAAUGCGCGACCUGGGUCGUCUUCCCAGGAGUGAUGGUUGUGCGCUCGGAUCAGAACGACGCGGGCAAGCGGAUCGAGGCCAACCGGCGUGCCGUGCAACACCUCUACGAGCGGAAAAUUUACAAAGUCUCAUGCUAG
This is a messenger RNA of Phymastichus coffea, 711 nucleotides long. RefSeq names its product carbonic anhydrase 2-like. Gene Ontology annotation, cellular component: cytoplasm. The coding region runs from base 1 to 711 and encodes 236 amino acids. The record is from RefSeq and is a predicted model, not a curated record. NCBI's taxonomy places the organism in Eukaryota, Metazoa, Arthropoda, Insecta, Hymenoptera, Eulophidae. Gene Ontology annotation, molecular function: zinc ion binding; carbonate dehydratase activity. The transcript has 6 exons.